AUGGCGAUCUGUACUUAUAACGCACGUACGCUUGCAUCGGAAGCGGCCAUCGAAGAUCUGAUGAUGCAAGCCAAGAAGAUCAAGUACGACGAACAUGCGACAGUUGGUGGAGUUGGCGUCCUCGUCAACACGAGAACGGCAAAGAACAUCGACUCUUUCGAACAACUUACGACCCGAAUCGGACGUCUGCGGAUGAGAAGAUGUGGUCCAACACCAGCUUUGACUAUCUUCGUCGCUUACGCUCCAACAUCAAGGUACGAAGAAGAAGAAGUCGAAGCUCUCUAUAUGGACCCAGAGAAGUUCUACCGAGAAUAUCAUGCUUUCUACAAAGUCAUAAUUGGCGAUUUCAACGUCAAAGUUGGCCCAAGAAGAACGCCGGAGGAACUUCACAUCGGGACCCACGGCUUACAAUGGAACGACCAGGGGGAGAGGCUCUCCGAGUUCAUCAUGACGACUAAGACCAUCCAUGGGAACUCGCAAUUCCAGAAGCCCUCCUCUCUACGCUGGACGUGGAAGUCACCCGGUGGAGGGUACCGUAAUGAAAUAGACCACAUCAUCGUCAAUAAAAGGUUCUGCCUGACGGAUGUCGCUGUUGUACCAAAGUUCUAUACGGGAUCGGACCAUCGCCUCCUCCGAGGAAAAUUUUCCUUCACAAGGAGAGCAGAGAAAGCCGCCAAGUUCAGAGAGAGAAAUCCCAGGACUACCAUCAACUGGGAUCUCUUCGCUACGCUAGCCGGCUUUUGGGAAGUUUCCGCAACGGACAACAUCGACGAAGAAUAUGACCGGCUUGUUGAACACCUUCACGACUGCGCGAAGAAGGCUGAGAGUUUUAAAACCACCAAGAGACGCCUGUCUCCUGAAACUCUUGAGCUGAUACGCCAGCGUGGAGCAGCACGAGCCGCAGGGAAUCAAGAACUCACGUCCGUACUCGCAAGGCUUUGCAGAGAGGCGAUAAAGGAAGACCUUAAAGAGAGAAGAGCAGAAGUGCUGGCUGAAGCUGCAGAGGUGGGGAAGAGCAUCCGCUAUGCCCGUCGAGACUUUGCCAGUCGCAAGACGAGGAUGACUGCUCUCCGGAACCCAAAGGGAACAGCCAUUGCAUCGAGAAGGGGGAUGGAGACGACUACGACUUCUACUCUGAUCUCUUCCACAGCCAUGUCCACUUGCCUCCUCACCAUCUGA
This is a messenger RNA of Necator americanus (New World hookworm), 1179 nucleotides long. RefSeq lists its product as uncharacterized. NCBI's taxonomy places the organism in Eukaryota, Metazoa, Nematoda, Chromadorea, Rhabditida, Ancylostomatidae. Gene Ontology annotation, molecular function: catalytic activity. The transcript is spliced from 2 exons. The record is from RefSeq and is a predicted model, not a curated record. Bases 1 to 1179 code for a protein of 392 amino acids.